UUUUUAUGAGAGAGGUCUGGUACUUUCGUUCUAAAGCUCUCGUUUCCUCGGGGAACCGAAUUGCUAGACGCAAUAGGUGCGUUGUCUUUACUCUUCCCUGUUCCCUCUGAGGGCCAGAAGGGGUUAAAUCUCUGGCUCCAGCGUCUUGGGAGAAGUUAUAAUUAUUCAAUAUGUUUCCACUGACUGAGGAAAACAAGCAUGUGGCCCGGUUGUUGUUCAAUACUGGUACCUGUCCAAGAUGUAUCUUCAGAUUCUGUGGUGUGGAUUUCCAUGCACCUUACAAACUUCCAUAUGAGGAGUUGCUCAAUGAACUACGAAAAUUUCUGAAAACUGGAAAAGAUGAAUUAAUUUUGGAAGUUCCAAACCCACCUCCCAAGAAAAUUCGACUACAAGAACUGGAAGAUAGAAAUGAUAAUAUGAAUCAAAAUGGAGAGGGAAGGCUCUCUGUUAUUGAAGAUGGAAGCAUUGCUUCCAAGAACUCAAAUUUAAAUGUUUGCAAUGUAUGCCUAGGAAUUCUUCAAGAAUUCUGUGAAAAAGAUUUUAUUAAAAAGGUGUGCCAAAAGGUUGAGGCCUCUGGGUUUGAAUUCACCAACUUGGUAUUAUCAGUCUCCUUCCCACCACAGCUGUCGGUAAGAGAGCAUGCUGCAUGGUUGCUGGUAAAACAGGAAAUGGGAAAGCAGAGUCUGUCGCUGGGAAGAAAUGAUAUAGUUCAGCUAAAAGAAGCCUACAAAUGGAUAACUCACCCCCUGUUUUCAGAGGAACUGGGUGUUCCCAUUGAUGGAAAGAGCUUGUUUGAAGUGAGUGUGGUGUUUGCUCACCCAGAAACAGUUGAGGAUUGCCACUUCCUAGGUACGAUAUGCCCAGAUUGUUUCAAGCCAGCCAAAAACAAACAGUCGGUAUUCACUAGAAUGGCAGUCAUGAAAGCUUUGAAUAAGAUAAAAGAAGAGGAUUUCUGCAAGCAGUUUCCUUGUCCUCCAAACUCACCAAAGGCUGUAUGCACUGUUCUUGAAAUUGAAUGUGCUCAUGGUGCUGUUUUUGUGGCUGGGAGAUAUAAUAAAUACUCCAGAAAUCUACCACAAACUCCUUGGAUAAUUGAUGGAGAAAGGAAGCUGGAAUCUUCAGUGGAAGAAUUGAUUUCAGAUCAUCUGUUGACAGUAUUCAAAGCAGAGAGUUUUAAUUUUUCAUCCUCUGGAAGAGAAGAUGUAGAUGUGAGAACAUUAGGAAAUGGAAGGCCCUUUGCAAUUGAGCUGGUGAAUCCUCAUAGAGUACAUUUCACUUCACAAGAAAUUAAGGAACUUCAGCAGAAAAUUAAUAAGUCAUCUAACAAAAUCCAAGUACGUGACUUGCAGCUCGUCACAAGAGAGGCAAUAGGACAUAUGAAAGAAGGUGAAGAAGAAAAAACCAAGACCUAUAGUGCCUUAGUAUGGACAAAUAAAGCAAUACAGAAGAAAGACAUUGAAUUCCUAAAUGAUAUAAAGGACUUAAAGAUUGACCAGAAAACUCCUCUGCGAGUCCUUCACCGAAGGCCCUUGGCUGUGAGAACUCGCGUCAUCCACUUCAUGGAGGCACACUAUGUGGACGCGCAUCAUUUUCGCCUCUAUCUGAAAACUCAAGCUGGAACGUAUCCUUCCACCUUCUGCAUGGCAAUACUCUAACCAGAAUCCUAUUCUAAGAGUUAAUGCAGCCCUAGAAAAAUAGGUUCAACUUGGUCUGGGAGGUAUUAGGGAAAGGAUUAUAUUGGAGAAGAAUGCUUUUUUAAAAAAAUUUGUUUGAGGUGUUUUUUUUUCCCAUUUGUGUUUUUCAAAAUGACUUUUUAAACCCUGGGGUGGUAGUCAGUUCAAUGUCAGCUUUAAAGUUAUUUAUGUUUCAUGUAAUUACAGUGUCUUACACAGUGCUUAGCACAUAGUAAAUACUGAGAAAAUACUUGUGAUUGAUUCAUUUGCUGUCUUCACAUUUUUUGCAAGUCACGUAUUCAGUACCGUAUCUAGGUCCUUUCAACAUUUCAAGCAUUUGCCCAGAUGAGACACAGGUAGUAGAUGGGAAUGGCGCUACUUUACAUCUUGAUCUUAACUUUACUCGGCCACUGGCCCAGUACAACAGAGAAUAUUCUUUCUCUGUAUGCCUUGUGAAAAAAAUAAAGCAUUUCAGAUUACAUAUCAUUUGUUUGAGCCAUAUAAACUUGGUUGAUGGUAAUACUGUGCUGGCAUCAGCACCAUUUGCAAAGAUUGCAAAGGGUUUUGACUGUGUUAUAAACAGAAAGUCUGAGAUCAGAGUUAAAAAUAUCCAUAGUCUGAGGCUGAUAAUUUGUUUAUAACCUAACCUGAUUUGUGUGGUUUUGGUAAGUCUGAUGUAAAUACAAGUCCCAGGUCAUGUGUAGUUUUGUAUCAGAAGUGAGUUGCUGAUUAAAAUACAUCAGGGAGCUCCAGUAGUCUUAGCUUUAGUUUACUUUUCAAAGGUAUUCUUAGUUUUUGUUCCUUGGUUUUAUAUUAUUUUGUGAUCCAAUAGCAUGGAGUGAUAACAUGCCUUCUAACUGGCCUAAAACCAAUGAUGUAUUUAUGUAUAUAAUAAAAAAAAAAAACCAAGUAUAAAGCACUAAAUACCAUUAUCACUACAUUGCUGUAACUAGUCUGCCUGUCCUUCGCCACCAACCUGCUUUCUCCUCUUCUGCCUCUGCCCCAUCCCAGGAGUGACCUGGAUUUACUCAGCUGAAUCAGGUACAGGUUAUCUACUUCUAAAAACUUUUAAAUUUUGCAAUUUGAAUCAAAGAAUGAUCUAUUUAGAUUCCAGUGGACAAAUCUUUGUAACUUUGUUGUUUGGGGCACAUUUGCCUAUUGUGGGUGGAAUUUCAAAGCAAUCACAGAUUUUUAAAAUAUCUUUUUAUCCAUUAUAAUUCUGGCUCUAGUUUUGGUGUGCCAAGGAGAAAUGCAAUGUCUUCUGGAGAAGCUAAUGUCUUUUCAAUCCUACUAAGACAUUUUUAGAACCAUCCAUGUACAUGUACUUAAGGUGUUAACCAAUAAAGACUGGUAAAACUUUAGAUAUAUGUUUUUACACAGAAGUAUGUGUAAUUUUCACACACUAAGUUUAUUUUGUAUACACGCUAUGUAUUUAUAUUGCUCAGUACACUGAGCUAGCUCAUUUGACUUCAACCUUGGCCCUCUGGGCUGGGCACGAUGGCCUGUAAUCCUAGCACUCCGGGAGGCCAAGGUGGGAGGAUCACUCAAGGUCAGGAGUUUGAGACCAGCCUGAG
Microcebus murinus (gray mouse lemur) is the source of this 3247-nucleotide messenger RNA. The record is from RefSeq and is a predicted model, not a curated record. Lineage: Eukaryota; Metazoa; Chordata; Mammalia; Primates; Cheirogaleidae.